This is a messenger RNA of Gossypium arboreum, 1404 nucleotides long. RefSeq names its product protein PIN-LIKES 3-like. The record is from RefSeq and is a predicted model, not a curated record. Gene Ontology annotation, biological process: endoplasmic reticulum to cytosol auxin transport. The transcript has 10 exons. Gene Ontology annotation, cellular component: membrane. NCBI's taxonomy places the organism in Eukaryota, Viridiplantae, Streptophyta, Magnoliopsida, Malvales, Malvaceae. Bases 1 to 1284 code for a protein of 427 amino acids.
AUGGAUAUAUUCCGUUUGUUCAUUAUAUCAUUGAUGCCAGUUCUAAAGGUACUUCUGGUUAUAAUUGCUGGCUUAAUCCUCGCAACUCAACGUUUUGAUCUUUUAGGGUGUGAUGCAAGGCGCCAUUUGAAUAACAUGGUGUUUUAUGUGUUCUAUCCUGCACUCAUUGGUUGCGGUCUUGCUGAUACAAUGACUCUUGAAGGUUUAGCUGACUUGUGGUUCUUACCAGUAAAUGUGUUAAUCACAUGUGUAAUCGGUUCAAUUCUUGGAUGGAUUCUAGUAAUAGUUACAAAACCUCCUCGACACCUAUGGGGACUUGUCAUUUCUUGCACUUCUGCAGCAAAUUUGGGAAACAUGCUUCUCAUCAUACUUCCAGCACUGUGUGAAGAGAAGAAUAAUCCAUUUGGAGGAGUAGCAUCCACUUGUUCUGCUAAUGGAAAGGCUUAUGCUUCACUUUCUCUAGCGGUAUAUCAUCUAUUAUGCUUUCUUCUUCAUUAUCCAACUGAAUUUUUUGUCAAUGAUGAGGCUAUUUUUAAUGAAAAAUAUUUGAUUCAAAUAAUCUAUAUAUGGUCCGUUCUAUAUUUUCUUCUACGAAUGUAUGCAAAUAAUGAAGUUAAAGAAACUAACUCAAAUAACUCCAUUAUCGUCGCUGCCAAUGGUUGCACUAAGGAUGUCUUACAUGAUCCUGUUGGCUUGCCUCAAAUUCACAAUGAUGGAAACCAAAAGGUUUCAACUACUGUAAAGUUCAAGCAAUUGUUUAUGAAGAUUAUGAGAAGUGAGAACUUAAGAAAGAUUUUUGCGCCAGCUACAAUUGCAGCUAUUGUUGGGUUCCUUAUCGGAAUAGCAACUCCAAUCCGAAAGACAUUCAUUGGUGAUAAUGCUCCACUUCGUGUUAUCUACAGUGCUACUGAACUAAUAGGAAAUGCUGGUAUCCCAUCCAUUACUCUGAUAGUAGGAGCAAAUCUUCUUAAAGGGUUAAGUGGAUCAGGUGUAGGGCCAUCUGUUAUUAUAGGAAUCCUUAUCAUAAGGAACAUUUUCUUGCCUAUAUCUGGCAUUGGUGUUAUAAAAGCUGCAAAGCAUUUGAGCCUGGUGGAUGAAGACUCAUUUUAUCUCUUCACUUUGCUAAUUCAAUAUGCCAUUCCACCUGCAAUGAAUAUAGGUACCAUAAGCCAGAUGUUAGGAAGUGGUGAGAGUGAAUUUUCAAUGAUUAUGCUUUGGAAUUAUAUUGUAGCAAUAUUGACCCUUACCUUCUGGAUAGUCUUCUAUAUGUGGCUUGUCAUUUAGAAGUUUUUGAUAAUCUUCUUCAAUAUCACUUCAUGUUGCCAUCUACAUAUAUGCAAACGACUUUGCAAAUUAUUUCAUGUAUUUAUACAAAUAAAUCAAAUAGUUACGAAUUAGUGUAUG